AAGCUUCUUUGGCAUUACAGCUGUGCUCUUAUAAAACAGAUUAAACAGCAAAAGGAAUGCUGAAUGGAAAAGCUGUGUUAUUUCCACCUUGCAGGACUUACUGAAAUGAUCCUGGCUGUGUUAAAACAUCAGCCAAAACUCCCACAGGGAGCAUUAGUCUGAGCGAUUCACAUAAACACUUCAAGAAGUCAGUCUUGGUUGAGCUUCCUAGUCAAGCUGACUUUUAAGGGAGAUAAUCUUUCCAGGAGAUCUGAAGAAAGGGAAGUUACAGGUGAUAAGAAAUGAGUGUGAUGAUGCACUGGUUGCUGCUGCUCCUUUUCCUGGUCAGCUUUGGCUCACCUGCACCCAGGUUUUCGGACAAAGAUAUCUGCCUCCUGGACAACAAUAAAUUAAGACAAAGGUUAAAACAUCUUCAAGACUUGCUUUAUUUAUAUGAAUUGCAGCUGAAGGACAUACUGGAGAACACUUACCACAGAACGAAAAGUGAACUGUUCUCAGGCAACAGCAGUGUGCAGCAUGAGACACUCUUACCCACAACCAGUGGAAAUUUGAUAGUGUAUGACCAAGAUUGCUCUGCAGUGUAUAACCGGAGGAGCGCCACAAGUGGCUACUACCGGAUCAGGCCCAGAGCAGACCGAGAGCCUUUCCUGGCAUUCUGUGACAUGGCCGAUGGUGGGGGCUGGACUGUCAUUCAGCGGCGGAGCAACGGCAAGGAGAAUUUCAACAGGAAAUGGGAUGAUUACAAACUGGGAUUUGGAAAAUUCCAGGGCAAGAAUGAUGAAUACUGGCUGGGCAAUGACCACAUCCACGACCUGCUUGCUAGAGGAGAGAACUCAUUAAAGAUUGACCUGAUGGACUGGCAUGGGGAAAGACGUUAUGCAAUCUAUGAAAAUUUCCAGCUUGGAAAUGAGCAGGACAAUUACAGGUUAUGGUUUGGCACCUAUUCUGGUAAUGCUGGCGACGCUCUGUCUGGUGGGAGCAAUUUUGAAGCUCAGUGGUCAGCCUCUCACAGAGGGAUGCAGUUCACCACAUCUGAUAAGGAUCACGAUCAAUUCCUGGCGGGCAACUGUGCAUCAGAGAACAAGGGUGGCUGGUGGUUUAACAGGUGCCAUGCUGUAAACCUCAAUGGGCGAUACUACAAAAGAGGGAGGUACAAUGGACCCCACGAUGAUGGCUUGGUUUGGUCUACAUGGCACGGGAUGUGGUACUCACUGAAAUAUUCAGCCAUGAAAAUCAGGGCUCCGUUCUUUGUUGACAGCGAGAGUGGAGAUGGUGAAAACAGUCAGGGCAGCUGAAACCUGCUGCUUUGGAAAGAGAAAAAGCACAGGCUGAAAAGAAUGCUAUAAGUUGCUGCCACCAAUCGCCAAACCUGCACUUGAUAGCUGGAGUUGCACCUGCUUCUGCCACCUGAAUCUAACAGCAUGAGUUGUUUGAGCACAGCCAGACAACAAUUUAAUAAAAAACAUAAGGAUCUCAGUCACAGGAUAACCAGAGAUUUCUUUUUCAGCAGUUUUCAAGACAUUGUUGGAGAAUAUUUAUUGAAAGUUCUCUGGAAUUCAAAGGAUCAAGCAUGUCCUUUAAUCAAUCUAUACUUUUCAAGGUCUAAACCUUUCUCAUCUUGAUUUUAACCAUCAGUGUUUCAGUUAUGAGAACAUCAGGACAGGAAGAACAAGGGGAUAAGGAAUUUGACUUUAUCUGGUGUGCCUUUGUUAGUGCUUCGUUUUGCAUCAGGAGAAUCUUUCUAAGGAGCUUUCCGUAUGGUUCUAAUUGCCACACUUCUGCUGCAGAAUGCUUGUGGAGUGUGUGAAAUCAGACCUGUGGAUGGACAUGCUCCAACUGCUGAUGUGCAUCCAAGGCUAAUGUGAAGCUAAGGCUGCUUCUAAGUAAACACCCACAAUACGGACAGUGUGGGUUCCAUUCCAACAGCUUCCUGCUGCAGAUCCACUGCUAGAGCAUACCGCAAGACACUAAAGCAGACAGACAAUCCUGCCAAACAGAUUUAAGACCCAGAUUAAAAUUAGGCAGAUUUUACUAAAAUUAAGGUGAGUGCAGAUAUUCCUAUGAGUUCCUAAAAUGCAGUCAUUAUUCAUUUGUGCAUUCUCCUGUCACCAGAUGACUUUACAUUAGUGAAGGGGAAUCAGAAAGUGGUUGAACCACAAGGGACACUGCUUUCAUUGUCUCACUGGGGUGAAAUGAAAGAGCCACACAAAUGACUGAAAGAAAUGGAAUACCGAAAAUUUAUUUUCUACAGCUGUUAAUAACAACAGUUAAAAAUUAACAGCGGUACCAGCUUGAUGCAAAUCAUUUAACUGCCAUGCUGUAGAAUAAACCUUUUUCCUUUUUUUUCUGUUUUAUAAUAAUUUUUUUAACUGAUAUUACUUUUCCAUUUACUUGCUUUUAAAUCCAUACAUAUUGUAAUUUGUAUACAUAUCGAUAAAGAGUGAAAUAAAACCAUCUGAGUAGGACUUAAUACUUAUCUGGUUUUCAACAAUAGGAAUGUGAACAGGAAUCUUGGAAAGCUCAUAAUAUGAGAAAUGUAUUCUUUUGGUGUUGGCUCUGGUGCUUUUUAACCUGUUGUCCUUGGCAGUUGCAAGGGUCUGGAAGGUAAGUUUAAUUUUCAUGUCUCAAGCUUCCCUGGAGACAAUGCAGAGGCAUGAGGUGAAGGUUCAGUUUAAAACUUGGUUUGGUUCCUCUCCUUCCUAGACAUCCCAGUGACUGCAAAGACAAACAUCCCAGUGUAAUGGGCAGCAGAGCUGUGCUCCUAAAUCCGGUGCCCUUGGCCAGACUGUCCCCUGCCCUCUUCUCAAGCAUGCUCAUGUGGAAUGAAAUUUGCACCUACAUGUCUGAAAUGACAUCGCCCUUGUGAAGAAAGGGCUACAGAAGGACAGCACUUAUUGCUUCUCUUCUGAUCACUACAUCUGUAUUUUGAUAUGGUAAAAUUUUAGUGCAAGGUUGUAACUGCAUGUUGGGGCAUAAACACUUUGCACACAUUAUUACUGUGUGGCCCCUGAUGCAGUGCUGAGGGCAGAAAGGAAAAUUUUUGUCUAGGUGGAAGACACAGAGAAAUAUAAAUGAAAUAAGUUAAUGCCUUCUGGAAGGUGAUGCUCAAUCCCACUCUUCAGUAGAGAGCUAAGGAAGUAGGGUAAGGACUGUGGAAACUACAGCACUUAGGGACAGCAUUUGUGGUCUGGCAGUUCAUUAAGCAGCUGGUAACCAAUCUGAUAAUGGAAUAUGAAGCUGGAGAUGGAGUCAGCAGGGCUUAAUCAGAUAAGCAGCACGCAGUCCAGUUCCCCAGUGAGUGAGCAAUGAGCGAUGUGAAGUCUGGACUACGGAGCCUGUUUCCCUGUGUGUCAGUAUGGAGUGGCAGAGGUAUUGUGGCUGGACUGCCUUCAGCCAGCAUCAAUGUUACAGCGCUUCCUUCUGUCUCUGAGAGAGAAAGGGGUGCCAAGGUAUGACAAGCUGGGAGGGAAGGGGUCUGCCCUGCUGUCUUUCAUGUAAAAUAUACCUAAGUACAUCUACUACAUAAGACAGCCCAACACUGGGACAACUUUGCAGAAAGCAGUAUCUGAUUUAGAGCAAUGUUCCUCCUUCUCUGUCCUCCUGUGGCAAAGGAAACCCCCUUUGAGAUGCAGGGGUCACAGGGCUGGAGCCUGCAACCCACAGCAAACCCCAGGAAGCAUUUCAAAACCACCUUUAAUCAUAAUAAACAGGGUAGAAUGCCACUAGCUGAGUAUUAACUGGAUCUGAGGGCUGCCACCAAGAGCUGAAGGCUGGGGGAAUGCUUGCUGGAUGUUGCUGCACUGCACAUUUGAUCUCCCAUUUCUCCACAGUCUGUCUCCCAUGCUGAGAGGCUCAACAAAGCUUAAACAGAUACUGUAGCCCUGCAGCUCCAAUGAUGAUGGAUCCAUGCUUCAGGGAAAAGGUUCUUCACACCACAGACCAUACCUUAGUACAGGCAGGGUGUAAGUAACCUGAGCAGCAAUUGCUUCAGAGGUCUGAUUUCCAGCUCAUUUAAGUCAAUUUAAAGACUCAUUACAUUUGAUUGCCUUUGGAUAACUCUUCAAGCAUGAACAUGUUCUUAAAUGCUUUAAACAGCUUUUCGAGCUGACAGUUUAUGGGAAUGCAUCAGUGGUACCAGCACCACACUGGGCCAAGGGCUGAACAUCGGCAUGUUGGCACAGCUCCCAGGAAAGAGGGAGCUCACAUCACCCUGUGAGUUGGAGCCCUCACUCCAGCAGCAGCUGCAAAACAUUACCCAUCAAAAAGGCCAUUAAAACAGACAGAUUUGACUCUGGUGGCCAAAUGCUGAGGCUUGCUCCUCCUAUGUUGUCACAGCAGGUAACACCGUGUGCCUGUCAAGCCACCCAUGCCAGCUUUGGACACUGCAGUGGGGUGCCACCAGGAACUGGCAGCUAACACACAACAAUGCUGCUCUUACUUUAAAAUUGCUGCUGGCUUGUGGUGGAGUGGGGGGAGGAAGAAGUGUGGGAUUGGGAAAUCUCUCUCUCUGCUCAGAAAGCCAGUAUUGAGAAAGAUAGCAGCCUACUUCCUGAGAUAGGAACCCAUGCUAAUUUUGCCUUCACACCCACAAGGCAGGUUAAAGGGCAUGUAGGGUUGGGCUCCUUAAGGGAGAGUUGAUUUAAGACUAACAGUCUAUUGCCUAAACAUUUCUUCUCUUACACCAACCUCUUAUUUUUUGCCCAUUAGCAUUCCCCUGUUGCAAAGUCACCAGAGGGACAGUUACCCUAACAAAUGGCAAGAAAAGUCUUGGUCAUUCACAAAAGCCUGAGCUCUGCUUCUGCUGUUAAUUGGGAUUUCAACGCAAUUCUGAAUACCUACAGCAGUAAUGGCAGAUUUGUGAUGUCUGGUUUUAAAACACAACAAAAAUAGGCCAUCAUGGCUUUUGUAGUUCACUGUUACUACUGCUCUCUGCAAUUCCCUGAAAGGAGGCUGUAGCAAGGUGAGGGCUGGUUGGCCCAUUCUCACAGGUAACAAGUGAUAGGACCAGAGGAAAUGGCCUCAAGUUGUGCCAGGGGAGAUUCAGAUUUGAUAUGAGGAAAAAUUUGUUCACUGAGAGUGGUCAGGCAUUGGAACAGGCAUCCCAAGGAAGCAGUGGAAUCAGUGUCCUUGGUAGUGUUCAAAAGAUGUGUGGAUGCGGUAGCUAAGGGAUAUGGUUUAGUGGUGAACACAGUGGUGUUACAUUAACAGUUGGACUUAAUGAUUUUAGAGGUCUUUCCCAACGUUAACAAUUCUAUAAGAUUCUCUGUAAAUCACCAGAUGUCGUCAUUUUGAUUUUUGUUCCCAGAACAGGUAUUAAUCAAAUUAUCUUGUUGUUUGCUGGUUUUGUUCAUAAUUUAUUUUGAGCUUGCUGUAGUAGUAUUAUUGUCAAUAUAUUUACAUUUAAAAAUUUUAAUAAAGGAAAGGAUGACUAUGGAAAGGAUGCAUAACUCAAUAGUUCUCUCACUGCUUUUUACAGGUAACAUGCUGUGGUAACAUUUCUGUGAGGACUAAAAUCUGAUCAUCCAUUUUCUUGGCCCUCCCUGUAGCAUGCCUUUUGUACUAAUUUCCUGCAAAUAUUUGUCUAUUGUUUUCUUGAUAUAAAUAUUGACAGUAAGAAAAUAUCUAAGUCUUGAAUGAUGAAAAUGCCUCCUCAAUUUUAAAUUCACCCAGUAUUCAGCAUCAGUUGUUUGCACUUCGAUGCAACCAGCUAAAAACUCCCCACCAUAUGAGUUAUCUGAGCAACAAUGACAAAUCAACGCAGUUCACUGAUCACUAUCAGAAAAAUGAUGAAAACUUCCCACAGCUUGAGCUUUGUGUUUUCUAGAUGAGAAAUGAUUCACUAAUCAGGGCAGAUGGUUGAGGGUGCUGGACAGUGGAUGCAUCAGUAUCUCACAGUCUACCAGUACACAGUGCACAAGGUGGGAAAUGUCAGUGGCACUCACCAUGUAUCAUACACAAAACAUGACUGCUUUACACAAUAAAAUCUAUUGGCUAUUCCUGUGCCACAGCUCACCUAACACAUUCUUUCCCAGGGUACUUUGUGUGUCUUGUACACACAUACAUACAAAAAAAAAAAAUAUUAUAGGAAAGCACUUUUCAGUAAUUUGAAAGGAGUAUGUUCCCACAAGCCAGACCCAGGGCAUUAUUCCCUCCUGCUGUGUGUGGAAGUAACGUGAUUCCUGCUCUUUCU
Molecule: messenger RNA, 6190 nt
Organism: Poecile atricapillus (Black-capped chickadee)
Lineage: Eukaryota; Metazoa; Chordata; Aves; Passeriformes; Paridae
Product: fibrinogen-like protein 1
Exons: 9
Coding region: 282-1295 (337 amino acids)
Source: RefSeq, a predicted model, not a curated record